This is a messenger RNA of Quercus robur (English oak), 1825 nucleotides long. Its product is annotated as DCD domain-containing protein NRP. Gene Ontology annotation, biological process: response to endoplasmic reticulum stress. NCBI's taxonomy places the organism in Eukaryota, Viridiplantae, Streptophyta, Magnoliopsida, Fagales, Fagaceae. The transcript is spliced from 5 exons. The record is from RefSeq and is a predicted model, not a curated record. The coding region runs from base 319 to 1530 and encodes 403 amino acids.
UUUUGUUGUCAAAUUUUUUUGUUUUCAAUUAAUUUUUUUUCUAUGUAAAACUUUCAACUUUGACAAAUCCACACGCAAUCCCUCUUUGGCCUCUUUCCUUGUAAUUUCCAAUUCCAUUAUUAACUUAAUCUAAUUCACUCCCAUAUAUUUAGCUGCCUCUUCCUCACCCACCAUCUCUCAUACUCACAAAACAAGUUUCAAACUUUUUCACUUCCUCCUCUGUUUUCUCUUCUCUCUCUGUUUUUUCUUUACUAUAGUUAUAUAAAGUUGAGAUCUUUGAUAUACCCAGAUCAAGUUUUGAAGUAAUUUGAGGUGGGGAUGGAGAAUAAUCAGCAAUCUUUUUUUCAAUUCAGUGAUCAGCUUCGAGUUCAGACUUCGAAUCUGGCUAAUCUGUCAGUCAACGACUCGAUCUGGAGCUCUAAUAUUCCGACAAAGAGGACUGAGGAAAGGAGGAAUUUUGAUAUAAGAGUUGGUGGAGAGGUUACUUCUUCUCUAAGCAACUCCAAUCCAAAAGGGUCAGAUCUCAAUGGUUUCAAUGAUGGGUGGAACAGUCUGAAGCCUAAAGUGUCUGAUUUCAAUGGAUUCAAUGAUGGCUGGAACAAUCUUAAUCUGAAGCCUAAAGGGUCUGAUUUCAAUGGAUUCAAUGAUGGCUGGAACAAUCUUAACCUGAAGCCAAAGGGGUCUGAUUUCAAUGGCUUCAAUGAUGGGUGGAACAAUCUUAAUCUGAAGCCAAAGGAGUCUGAUUUCAAUGGCCUCAAUGAUGGUUGGAACAGUUUCAAGACAAAGGGAACUGAUUUCAAUGCUUUCAAUGAUGGGUGGAAGAUGGGGUCUAGCAGUGUUGGAAAUAGUCUAAUUCUUGGUGGAUCUCAGAAGAAUGGUGGUAUUAAUGGUGGGUUCAACAAGGGUAUUUAUUCUAAGACUGGGAAUUACAAUAUUAACAACAACGUUAAUGUUAAGGGGUACAAGAAUAAUGGUAAGGGUGAGGAUGAUCAUGUAGGGAAAGUUGGGAAGAAGAACAGUAAUGGUAAGAAGAAUAAUGGUGACAAUAAUAAUAAUGAUAGUAAGAGUGGUGUGGACAAGAGGUUCAAGACACUUCCACCAUCUGAGUCUCUGCCUAGGAAUGAAACCGUCGGUGGAUAUAUCUUUGUCUGCAACAAUGAUACUAUGCAAGAGAACCUCAAAAGACAGCUUUUUGGUCUGCCUCCACGUUACCGUGAUUCAGUUCGGGCUAUAACUCCAGGCUUGCCACUUUUCCUUUACAACUACUCCACUCACCAACUCCAUGGAGUAUUUGAGGCUGCAGGCUUUGGAGGAACUAACAUUGAUCCAACGGCUUGGGAGGACAAAAAAUGCGCUGGUGAAUCACGCUUUCCUGCUCAGGUACAAGUUAUAACAAGGAAAGUUUGUGAGCCACUUGAAGAGGAUUCCUUCAGGCCAAUUCUUCACCAUUAUGAUGGUCCUAAAUUCCGCCUUGAACUAAACAUACCAGAGGCACUUUCUCUCCUGGAUAUAUUUGAAGGACAGAAUUGAGGGCUUGAACAACACACUACACAGGCAUACUGGUACAAGUAAAGAUAGUGAAAAGAAAAAAGAGCUGAUGGAAAAGAAUAGCAGGAUAGAGAGUUUCUUGACUUAAAUAUUAUGGAGUUUACACAGAUAAUUUGGCGAACAAAUAUAUUUUUAGGACUCGCUUGAAUAUGCAGCCUAUGUCAUGUAUUAAGCUGUUUUUGCAUAGAGGCUGUUGUGUAUGGUUGUCCUUUUUAUUGUAUUUAGAGUAUAAAUAUAUAUAAAAAUAACUAAUAAGAUAUAAAAAUGAACUUCUCUA